CAGAAUAUUCAAGUUCUCCUCUAGUUCCAUCUAAACCCUGUGCAUGGGGUAAAAUGUCGGAUAUAUUUAAGAGAAAAAGUGAAAAUUAAAAUAAGAUGAUGGUUGAAACCAACCCUGAGCUGUCUGUGUUCCGUACUUUGGCUCACAUACGGAGAAAUAAUGGACAAUUUAGAAUCAGUAUGGAGCAGCUCCGAAGAUUGGACCACAUUAAACAGGGUCAGAUUUCCAUAACAGAGGAGGAUGAUUCCUCUCCUCCUAGAUUCCUGACACCAAUCAAAGAUAUUGAAGUAUUUGUUGAUGAAGGGGAGGCCGCAAUGUUUGAAUGCCGCGUUGAGCCAAAGCAUGAUCUUAAUCUCUCAGUUCGUUGGUACAGAGACGGGGAGGAGUUGGUGUCUGAGGGACGGAUUAAGAUAAGUCAUGAAUAUGGACACGCCUCACUUCACAUCUUCUAUACUUAUCCAGAGGAUGAAGGAACUUACUCUUGCAGGGCGACUAAUGAAAUGGGAGAGGAAGUAACAGAAGCCCGCCUUAUAUGUCGUCCUCUUCCACAGAUCAGGUUUGAUACCCCGGCUGCUGGUGAAGACGAGGACGAAGAGACUCAAGUACAGCUGAUCCGUGAGGCCACUGCCAGGUUUGGAGUCCGAGCUAAGCUCAAGGGAGAUGAGAUCUAUCAGGAAGGAGCUGAGCAGGCUCCAAGGUUUCUUCUCAAAAUGGAGAAUAUUCCAAAGUUGCUAGUUGGACAGUCAGUCUCCUUAAACACGUUCCUAGCUCCUGUAGGAGAUCCAAAUAUGAAGAUUGAAUGGCUUCUGAAUGAUGAUCCUCUGCUGUUUAAGUCUAGCUACAGUCCUCUUUAUGAUCAUGGUGUUCUCUGUCUAGAUAUUGCAAAGGUGUAUCCGGAUGAUUUUGGUGAGUUUAAAGUCCGAGCUCGGAAUAUGUUUGGUGAGACCGAGAUCUCCUGCUGGGUCGGAGAGAUGCCCCUGGGGGCGGAGUACGAGGAGGAGGAGGAGCCCGACCUACCAGCUUGGUGCAAUAAGGUGGAGAAAGGACGUUUAGCUGUAGAAUGUCCUCCCGAGAUAACAAAACAUCUUGUAGAUCUAGAGGUAGGAGAGACAGAUACUGUGAAAUUGGAGGUAAAUUUUAUUGGAAACCCAAGACCUGAAGUUAUCUGGACGAGAGAAGGAGAAGAACUUGAAAAUUCUAGACAUGUUCAGAUCCGUGAGAGGGAUGGAAGGACUACUUUAGUUCUAAUCAAUAUUACAGCUGCAAUGGCGGGAGAAUACAGAAUGGUUACAGUUUCUCCACUCGGCUCAGAUUUAACUGUCUCCAGGAUAUCUGUAAUCCCACUCAGUCCUGAGGCUCUGGCUAGGAAGGCCAGGAUGGAGGAGGAGGGGUUGAAGCAGCUGGUUUACUACGAGGAGAGUAAGCUGAUGGAGAAGAAGAAGAAGAAGAUGGAGAAAGAAGAUAGAAUUAGAAAAACUAGAGAGAAAGCCAAAAGAAAUGCGUAAAACAUUAUAGAAUAAGAAAAAUAAU
Messenger RNA from Eurytemora carolleeae, 1530 nucleotides. Its product is annotated as titin. NCBI's taxonomy places the organism in Eukaryota, Metazoa, Arthropoda, Copepoda, Calanoida, Temoridae. The record is from RefSeq and is a predicted model, not a curated record. Bases 96 to 1505 code for a protein of 469 amino acids. The transcript is spliced from 16 exons.